UAGCCCUUGCUCUCCUCUGUGAUUCUCUAGAUCCCUAUGUGAAAAUCCACCUGAUGCAGAAUGGCAAGAGGCUGAAGAAGAAAAAGACGACAAUUAAGAAGAACACCCUGAAUCCCUACUACAAUGAGUCGUUCAGCUUUGAAGUACCCUUCGAGCAAAUUCAGAAAGUGCAAAUUGUUGUGACUGUUUUGGACUAUGACAAGAUUGGCAAGAACGAUGCCAUCGGCAAGGUGUUUGUGGGCUACAACAGCACCGGCGCGGAGCUGCGGCACUGGUCGGACAUGCUGGCCAACCCGCGGCGGCCCAUCGCGCAGUGGCACACGCUGCAGCCCGAGGAGGAGGUCGACGCCAUGCUGGCUGUCAAGAAGUAAAUGCAAUUAAAUUUAAAU
Tinamus guttatus (white-throated tinamou) is the source of this 389-nucleotide messenger RNA. NCBI's taxonomy places the organism in Eukaryota, Metazoa, Chordata, Aves, Tinamiformes, Tinamidae. The record is from RefSeq and is a predicted model, not a curated record.